Frankliniella occidentalis (western flower thrips) is the source of this 1682-nucleotide messenger RNA. Its product is annotated as alpha-amylase 2. The transcript is spliced from 11 exons. Bases 40 to 1569 code for a protein of 509 amino acids. The record is from RefSeq and is a predicted model, not a curated record. Lineage: Eukaryota; Metazoa; Arthropoda; Insecta; Thysanoptera; Thripidae. Gene Ontology annotation, biological process: carbohydrate metabolic process. Gene Ontology annotation, molecular function: alpha-amylase activity; cation binding.
GGACAGACCCCGCAGUUGCUGUCCGCCUCCCGCAGCAACAUGGCGUCGUCACUCUCUCAGGCGCUGCUUUUCGCCGCGCUCCUGUGUGCACCGCUGGAGUCACGCGCCCAGCGCGAGCCAAACAUGGCACCCGGGCGCAACGCCAUCGUGCACCUCUUCGAGUGGAAGUGGAACGACAUCGCGGCCGAAUGCGAAAACUUCCUUGGGCCGAUGGGCUACGGGGCCGUGCAGGUAUCGCCCGUGCAAGAAAAUGUUAUCGUCAGACAAAACAACGAGAGACCGUGGUGGGAGCGCUACCAGCCCAUUUCGUACCGCCUGGUGACGCGCUCGGGUAACGAGGAGGAGUUCCGCCGUAUGGUCAAGCGCUGCAGUAAAGUCGGCGUGCGAGUCUACGUGGAUAUAAUCCUGAACCACAUGACUGGUGAGCAGCAAACGGCCAUCGGUACCGGAGGUUCCACUGCGCAUACUUCAAGCAAAGAUUAUCCUGCCGUGCCGUACUCCAGCAACAAUUUCCACCCGACUUGCUCCAUUAACAACUACCAGAACGCCAACGAGGUACGUAAUUGCGAGCUAGUGGGACUUAAAGACCUAGACCAGUCGCAGGAGGUGGUUCGAGAGAAGCAAGUGGAAUUUUUGAACCGUCUUGUCUCCAUGGGGGUAGCUGGUUUCCGAGUCGAUGCAGCGAAACACAUGUGGCCCGAAGACUUAAGAGCGAUCUUCCAGCGGGUGAAGAACCUUGAUGAAUCCUUUGGAUUCGCGUCAAACGCCCGGCCUUUCGUAUACCAAGAAGUCAUCGAUUUAGGUGGUGAGGGCGUGUCGUACAAGGAAUACCUGGACAUCGGCCGCGUUCUUGACUUCCGCCACAGCGCCGAGAUCGGGCGUCUAUUUAAGGGAGAAAAUCAGCUUCGGUGGCUCGUUAACUGGGGCCCUGCUUGGAAUAUGGCAAAUGGUGACGACGCCGUGGUGUUCGUGGACAAUCACGAUAACCAGAGGGGGUCCGGUGCGGGUGGCGACAUUCUCACGUACAAGAACGCGAAGCACUACAAGAUGGCUGUGGGAUUCAUGCUAGCUCACCCACACGCGCUCAAGAGGGUCAUGUCUUCGUUCGCUUUCGACUACAGCGACCAGGGCCCGCCCACCACGUACAACGAAGAGCUGCGCAGUCCGACAUUCAAUGCUGACGACUCUUGCGGCUCUGGCUGGGUGUGCGAGCAUCGCUGGAGGCAAAUAUACAACAUGGUCCGCUUCUCAAACGUAGUUACUCUAACACCGCUUACGAACUGGUGGGACAAUGGUAGCAACCAAAUUGCUUUCUGUCGUGGAAACAAGGGGUUCGUGGCAUUCAACAACGACGGAUACGACCUCGAUCAGUGGUUGCAGACUUGCCUACCAGCGGGCGUGUACUGCGACGUCAUCUCCGGCAACUUAAAGGAUGGACGCUGCCUCGGCAAGUCGGUGCAAGUUUACGAGGACGGCCGGGCUCGCAUUAUCUUGAAGAUGAACGAAGAGGACGGACUACUGGCCCUUCACGAGGGAUCCAGAGUUCCAGUGGCCGCUGCCGCAGCUUGAGACAUCUCUUUAAACGCAUUACUUCUGAAACCACUACGACGAUUCUAAAUAGAUUCCUGAUUUGUCGGUUUUUCAAUAUAUGGUCAAAAUAUAUCUACAAAUAUUCAACUACA